This is a messenger RNA of Callorhinchus milii (elephant shark), 8728 nucleotides long. RefSeq names its product microtubule-associated protein 1B (gene map1b). The record is from RefSeq and is a predicted model, not a curated record. Gene Ontology annotation, molecular function: actin binding; microtubule binding. Gene Ontology annotation, cellular component: microtubule associated complex; dendrite; microtubule. NCBI's taxonomy places the organism in Eukaryota, Metazoa, Chordata, Chondrichthyes, Chimaeriformes, Callorhinchidae. The transcript has 7 exons. Gene Ontology annotation, biological process: regulation of microtubule depolymerization; axonogenesis; dendrite development. The coding region runs from base 56 to 6934 and encodes 2292 amino acids.
CUCCCCUGUCUGUGGCGAGUGUAGCGAGCAACGGGCGGAGAGGCUGAGGCUGAGGAUGGCGACCGUGGACGCGGACCCCGAGGCUUCGUGCAGCAAACUCAGCCCCUCGCCAUCACACGCCACCCACCGCUUCCUCGACAACAAGUUCUAUCUGCUCGUGGUGAUCGGGGAAAUUGUUACGGACGAUCAUCUGAGAUGUGCCAUUUCAGAUAUAGAGCGAGGUAUCCGCUCCUGGGACACAGACUUGAUAGCCUGCAACCUGGACCAAGAACUCAAGCUCUUUGUAUCACGUCAUUCAGCUAGAUUUUCAGCAGACGUUAGAGGUCAGAAAAUCCUUCACCACAGAAGUGAUGUUUUGGAAACAGUUGUCCUCAUUAACCCUUCUGAUGAGGCAGUGAGCACUGAGGUCCGCUUGAUGAUCACUGAUGCUGCUCGCCACAAGCUGCUGGUGCUGACCGGACAGUGCUUUGAAAACACAGGAGAACUGAUCCUUCAAUCUGGCUCAUUCUCAUUUCAGAAUUUCAUUGAAAUUUUCACUGAUCAGGAGAUUGGAGAAUUGCUGAGCAAUAUACAUCCUGCUAGCAAAGCCAGCCUUACAUUGUUCUGCCCUGAAGAAGGCGAUUGGAAAAACACAAACCUGGAAAAGCAUAACCUUCAGGAUUUCAUCAAUAUAAAACUGAACUCGGUCUCUAUUUUACCAGAAAUGGAAGGACUUUCAGAAUUCACUGAAUAUCUUUCAGAAUCAGUAGAGGUACCAUCAUCCUUUGAUGUAUUGGAACCACCGACUUCUGGGGGCUUCCUCAAACUGUCCAAGCCUUGCUGCUAUAUUUUUCCUGGCGGGAGAGGUGACUCUGCUUUGUUUGCUGUGAACGGAUUUAACAUGCUUAUAAAUGGUGGCUCAGAUCGCAAGUCAUGCUUCUGGAAACUGGUCCGCCAUUUGGACAGAGUAGACUCCAUUCUACUCACCCACAAUGGAGCUGAUAAUCUCCCUGGGGUCAAUAGUCUGUUGCAACGUAAAAUAGCAGAACUAGAAGAAGAGCAGUCACAGGGCUCCACCGCUAACAGUGACUGGAUGAAAAACCUCAUCUCACCAGAGCUAGGAGUUGUAUUUCUAAAUGUGCCAGAAAACCUAACAAACCUGGAGCCUAAUUUCAGAGUCAGGAGAAGUACCGAGGAGACCUGCCUUACCCUCCAAUACUUAAACAAAUUGUCUAUAAAACCAGAGCCCUUAUAUAGGACUGUGGGAAACGCCAUUGAUCCAGUCAUAUUGUUUCAGAAAAUGGGUGUCGGCAGACUGGAAAUGUACAUUCUCAAUCCAGUCAAAGGGAGCAAAGAACUCCAAUUUUUCAUGCAACAUUGGUCCAGCAAUAACAAAGCUAAGACUGGAAUAGUGCUGCCAAAUGGCAAAGAUGCGGAAAUUUCAUUUCCAUAUUUAACUUCAAUAUCGUCUCUGAUAGUAUGGCAUCCAGCUAAUCCUGGUGAAAAAAUAGUCCGGGCCCUGUUCCCAGGAAAUGCCUCACAAUACAACGUGCUGGAAGGUCUAGAAAAACUCAAACAUUUGGAUUUUUUGAAACACCCAGUUGUAACUCAAAAGGAGCUAACAGCUAGUCUGGCUGCUUCAACCGUGAAACAGACCAAGAUGAAGCAAAGGACUGACAGCAAAGAGAGUCUCAAAUCCACUCCCAGGCCACUCAGCAGUAAAGGAAUUAAGAAGGAUGUCAACGAAGUGAAAUCCGAGGUAGCAAAACUUGCUCAGCAAGAGGAGGACAAGGAAAAAUCUCCAAAGGUUGAGAAGAAAGAAAAACCUUUAGUUAAAAAGGAAAAGGCCAAACCGGAAUCACAGACAAAGCCGGAGGAGAAGGAAACAAAAUCAAAAGAUAUAACAGCUAAGCAGGAGCUCAAUGAAAAAAUGCAGGCUGAUGAGAAACAGAAGUCUGAGAGCAAACCCAAACUUGUGAAAGAAAAGGUUGUGAAGAAAGAGGUUAAAGCAAGAAAACCCGAGGAGAAGAAAAAAGAGGAAAAAGAAGUAAAGAAAGAGACUGGGAAAACGGAAUCGGUUAAAGAAGACAAGGUGGCUGUUAAAAAAGAGAAAGUUAAAAAGGAGGAGAAACCUAAAAGAGAAGAAAUCAAGAAGGACGUGAAGAAAGAAAUUAAAAAGGAAGUGAAGAAGGACAGUAAAACAGAAAUAAAAAAGGAAGGAAAAGAAGAAAAGAAAGAUAGCAAAAAAGAUGAAAAAGAUGUGAAGAAGGAUGUAAAGAAACCUGUUAAGGAGGUGAAAAAAGCUCCAGUUGCUCCAGCUGAGGUCAAGAAAUUACCAGCAAAACCCAAAGUGCAAAAGAAAAAUGUGUCUGAACCAAUAAAGAAAGAAGAUAGUGCUGCAGGUAAAGCAAAGGACAAAGGCAAACCAAAGCCAGCCAAGAAAGACAGCAAAAUGGCAGAGGGCAAAGGUGCUCGGCCAGGAGCAGCAGGUAAAGUGGCAGCAAUAGCAGCAGCUGCUGGAGUGGCAACAGCAACGGCUGCAUUGACCUCAGUUGAACUUGACAUUGAACGAUCACUGAUGUCUUCACCUGAAGAUCUAACAAAGGACUUUGAAGAACUUAAGGAUGAAGAAAUAAGGGACAUCGAAGAACAUGUACCAGAAAAAGAGCCCAUAAGCAAUCAAGUGCAAGAAGCUAUACUAGAUGAAAAGGAAGCACUGAGAAAUGCUUUGGAGACUGCUGAAUCUCCUGAUGAAGGAAUAACUACCACAGAAGCCGAAGGCGAAUCACCUCAGGAUGAUAUUGAAGCUGGAGAUAAGGUGACAGUAGAACCAUGUGAGAGAUUUGAGGAUGAAGGGACUGGCUUUGAGGAAUCGUCUGAACCUGGAGACUAUGAAGAAAAGGCUGAAACUGAAGAUGUUGAGGAGGUGCCUGACUAUUUAGCAGAAAGGAAGCCAUUGAGCACCAAUGAACAAAUUGAGCGUAAAGUUACUGAGGAAAAAGUUGAAGAUGAAGAUAUUGAAGGAGAAGAAUUAAUCGAAACUGAAGAACUAGAAGUUGAAGAUAUACUAGAAAAAGGAGAGAUAGAAGAAUCUGAGGGAAGAGUGGAUCAUAAAGAACAUGGGAAAUUUCAUCUUAAAGCAGUGGAAACUGAACAAGAGUCUGAAGAUGAAGAACAUAGACUAGGUGAUAGCAAAGAAGCUGAAAUUUAUGGAGAGGAAAAACUCCAUGAUACUAAGUACAUUGAGACAAAUAAAGAAAAGGUCCCAUCUCCUUGCGAAACUUUGACUAAACUCUCUGCACUUCAGUCUUUUGUUGAACAAGCAUCUCCGAUCCUCGAUGAGACUAUACCCGUGGAUUUUGAAAGUGAAACAACAGGUUCUGAUGAAGAAACCCACGAAGAGCCUCCAGAAGAAUUUACAGCUACCUCAGGCUUCACUCACUCUACAAUUGAAAUCUCUAGUGAGCCUACUCCAAUGGAUGAGAUGUCUACACCUAGAGACAUUAUGAGUGAUGAAACCACUAAUGAAGAAACUGAGUUCCCUACUCAGGAGUUUGUGAGCAUGACAAAGUUUGAUGCUCUUUCCCUUCCACAGAGUCACGAAGGAGCCAAGCUUUCUCCUCCUACCGACACUUACAAUGGUCGCUCAUUAGAAAAUUCAAAAACUGAUGUAACGCAAGGAGAUGAUUAUCAGGCUUCAGCCUCAACUAUAUCUCCUUCAUCUUCUCUGGAGGAAGACAGAUCCUUUAGGCCUCCAUCAAUUGCUGCCCAAUUUCCCAAACAUGAUGCAUUUGAAAAACAGGAGGAAAAAGAAGUUGAAGAUCAAAGGAAAGAUCUUGAAACUAAACUGAGUCCAGCAAGGAGUCCAGAUGCAACUUCGCCACAGGCUAAAACACCUUUAAGUGACCGUAAUGUCAACUUUGAUUUGACUCCAUCAGAAAUCAAGGCAUCUGCAGGGUUUACAGCACCUAUUCCUGAUAGUUCUCAUGAUGUUCCUGAUGAGCAUUGCCCAAGUCCUGAGGAAAAGACCCUGGAAAUGGCAUCUCCCACACAGUCUGGCCCUCCCAGUGCAGGCCACACCCCUUUCUAUCAGUCGCCAGUGGAUGAGAAAUCUAGUCAUGUUCCUGAAAUACCUGAAAAGCUCCCAACUCCAAUUAUUAUUGAGACUGAUGAUAUGAGAGAUGAUGAGACAAGUCCAAGGUAUAGCCCCAUGGAUGAACCUGUCCCUGAUUCAGACUCGCCUGUAGAAAAAGUUUUGUCUCCUCUCCGUAGUCCUCCAUUGUUUGGUUCCAGUUCGCCUCUUGAAAGUUCUUCAAACGAAGAUGUAGAGUGCCCAGUGCAGUUUCUCGAAGGUGCACUGGAACUGAAGAACAAUAAGGCUAAGCUCCAUUCUUUGAUCCGUCCUUAUCCAUUUGAUGGUUUUUCAUCCAGUAUUCCCAAACCUGAAAAAGAACAGGUAGGGGACUUUGCGUUUUUGCCUCCUAAAGAUAGUGUUUGUCAGGAAACCACAGUAGAGAAAACUGCUGCAAUUAGCCUCCCAUCCCUUGGACCCUUUGCGCCACAUAGAAUGGCAGGAGAAUUGUCCCCAACAUUGGUAGAUUUCAGCCAAAUUGGAUCUGUUAAGGAAGACAGCAAAAUGUCUAUUUCUGAAGGAACCACAUCGGACAAAUCAGCCACUCCUGUUGAUGAGGUUGUAGCAGAAGAUACUUACUCCCACAUAGAAGGUGUGGCUUCAGCUUCAACAGCAUCACUUGCCACAAGCUCCUUUCCUGAACCAACAGCGGAUGAUGUGUCUCCUUCAUUACAUGCUGAAGUGGGGUCCCCUCAUUCAACUGAAGUGGAUGAAUCCCUUUCAGUGUCUGUUGUGCAAACACCAACAGCUUUCCAUGAAACCGAAAUAUCGCCUUCCAGAGAAGACUGCCCAAGGCCAAUGUCAAUCUCUCCUCCUGACGCCUCUCCAAAAACUGCAAAGUUCAGAACUCCAGUACAGGAAGCUCGAUCACCUGAGCAGUCAACAAUGUCUGUGGAGUUUAGCCAAGAAUCACCUGAACAGUCUUUGGCAUUGGACUUUAGCAGGCAGUCUCCUGAACAGCCUCCAGUUAACACUGACUUUCAGCAUAUAUCUGAAAAUGGACCAACUGAAGUAGACUACAGUCCAUCUGAUUUGCAAGAGCCUGACUUUGUCCAACGUGUUUUGCCUGCGUUUGACAGACCAUUCUGUGGUCAGGAGAGAGAGCAUUUGCAAUUUGGUUCAACUCCUCCAACGGAGGCUUCCCCAUCAACUUCAUCUGCUCGUACACCACAGACAACAUCUCCAUUGCAGGAAGAGUAUGGCAUUUAUACUUCAAUGCCACCUGCCUAUCCAUCGAUUAGACCAGCUGUUUCUGGAGAGCCGCUCCUAUCAGAGAGGGUAGCGGCUGAAGGACAGGAGGAUCUACAAAUGUUUCCUCUAUCGCAGUCUCCUUCAUUUGCAAAAGAAGUGUCUCAUUUACACACAUCUGAUUCAUUCAGCGCUACUGUGCUACAAGGGCCGACUUCACCUCAUGCGCCAGUGGUAUCGUCAAUGUUCUCUUCUUCAAAUGAAACCUCUGCUCUUUACGCACCACCUUCAAUACCAGAGCCUGUCUCCCCACGCGGCAAAGUUCCAGCCAUCAAGUCGGACAUUGAAGAAAUGGAAAUAUUUAGCAGAGUGCAAGAUAAGGCUAAACAUCUAAGUGAGCCUGAAGAUGGAUAUUUUGUAUCUAGAACAUCACAUUCAACAGAGGCUCAACGCAGUGUUGACACAUGCUUUAAGACUCCUACUUCUUUCAAGCACCAUUACACUGAUCUCUCCCCUUCUUUCAUCAAUCCAAGCCCCCUUGAAUUUUUUGGCCAAGAAGAUGAGCCUGAGGAGAUUGAGAGACCAUUGACCCAGGGUGGAGGAGCCCAGCCACCAUCCGGUGGAAAGAUUCCACAACGUCAGUGUGAUGAGACCUCAACAACUUCACUUAGUGAAUCAUUCCCAUCUCACAGUGAUUCAGAUGUUCCUCCUGAGACAGAGGAAUGUCCUUCCAUAACAGCAGAUGCCGCCUUAGAUUCAGAAGAUGAAUCAGAAACUCUUCCUACAGACAGAACGCUUGUGCAUAGACAAAUAGAUCCCCCGCCUGCUCCAUUAAUGGACCCUAGCCCACCACCACCAAAUCCUGAUGUUUGUAUGAUGGAUCCUGAAGCAAUGCCAACUGACCCGAUCAUGGCAAAGGCGGAUAAACCUUUGAAAAAAGAAGUGAAGGAGAGGGCAAAGACCAAAAAACAAACCGUCAAGACCAAGUCUUCCUCCCCUUCGAGAAAAACGGAUAGCAAGCCAAAGCAUUCCAGUGCUCCUUCCCGAACAGUGUCCGUCCGGGAAUCACCUGCAAAAACAGCUUCUCCUAAGAAGAAAGAUUCUGUAGAGAAGCCAGCAAAGGCCAGUGCCAAUCCAGAUGUGAAGUCUGCUCGAAGUGAAGACAAAGAUAAGGAGGCUAAGAAUACUACCAACACCUCACAUUCUAAAUCCACACAUGCUACAAAAAAUAUGAGUACAGGUUCCAGCAGCAGUAAGGCAGCACUUGUACCCUCAGUGCCCCCUGGACCCCCUGUGUACCUGGAUCUGGUGUACAUUCCCAACCACUGCAGUGCCAAGAACGUGGAUGCAGAGUUCUUCAAACGAGUGAGAUCUUCCUACUAUGUUGUGAGUGGAAACGACCAGGCAGCUGAGGAACCCAGCAAGGCUGUUCUGGAUGCUCUUCUGGAGGGGAAGGCUCAGUGGGGAAAUAACCUGCAGGUUACUCUAAUCCCGACCCAUGACUCCGAAGUCAUGCGGGAAUGGUACCAACAGACGCACGAGAAGCAACAGGACCUCAACAUCAUGGUGCUGGCCAGCAGCAGCACAGUGGUCAUGCAAGACGAGUCCUUCCCUGCGUGCAAGAUCGAACUGUAACUGGGAGUCCCGUCAAACCAAAACAUUCAACCAGUUGUCUAAGGGGAAGCACUCAAAUGGAAAAUAAAACACAAAAAAAAAAGAAAGAGCGAUAGCAGAUACCAAUCCAUAUCUGCUGAAUAAUGUACAAUAGAUUUGUUAUACAGGUCACUAGCGUGUAACACUUUCCAGACUGUUUAGUUCAGAUGCUAAGGCAAGGCUUUUGAUUUCUUAAUCCAAGGGUUUAAAAUACUUGGAGCUGCAUGAACAAUCAUUCUUAGUUCAGAUCGAUUGUAUUUUGUGGUGUGGUUGAUUCCAGAUCAGGGUCAUUGGGUUUAGAAGAAUAUUUGGCGAUCAGAAAGUUACAAGAUUCUUGCCUGUGGGAACAGAAGUUUUAAACAGAGACAAAUUGUCACAAAGUGACAGCAGUAGUUUAACAAUGUGUGGAAUGAGUGAAAUUUAGUUCCUUUUUAAUGAUUCUAAUUCUAUGAGACAUCGCUGCAUCACAACUUUGAACACCCGCAUAGUGACACAAUAUCAUCAACAUGUAGCGAACUUGCAAGUAUUUUGAACCCUAUUCAUGUAACCAGGCUAUUUUUUUCCCGUAGAUAUGCAGAGAUAUUUAACUAAGGCAUGCUCCCUGUGUACCAGCUUCCUGACAGAUUUAAUUCUGCAUUGAACCUGGCAUAUUGCCAUUAAGCCUUGAUAAAACUGCAUGCUUAAAAAAUCGACAGCUAGUAUAUUUAAGCAGAGACCAAAGGAGUUGGGAGUACACAUACUAGUCAAUUUGCCUUAGACAGUGACUUGAAUGUAUUGUGAUCUAGGUUGCACUUUUUUUUAAAAUGUGAAAUGGCAAGUGUAUGAAGCAGACAAGGGAUCAGUAGUGAAGAUCAGUGUAGGACUGUCGUCUGAAUAGUGCAGUGAUGUAUGUGGGUGUGGAUGUGUAUAUAUGUGUGUGUGAGACACCAUGAUUUCCUUGAGACGAGUCAUAACCAAUAUGGCACCUGUUCUUUAUUUUGAUUGAUGUACGGUAAUUAUUUUGACCAAGCACAGGUCAGAUGGAAUUGGAAAAAGGAAAAAAAAUCACUCUAGGUUAUUCAGAAGGUUUAUUUCUUGUGACGAUUGUGUUGAAGUACAUUCUAAAUAGGAAUCAGCCUCGAGGCACCUCCAAUUUCUUUCAAAUUAAUUGAUUUCUUUUCCAGCCAAAAUAAUGCCAAGCAAAGGUUCACAAGCUGGGUGUUUUCGGCUAAUUAUGACAAUAAGUAAGAAUUCUGGGGGGACAAAAUUUAUGUAGUUUUAAACUUUGGAAGUGUAUGUGAAUACUUAUGUCAAAACAUGUGGAGUUGUGUUUACAGUGUAUGAUUCGAUGUUAAAUGUACAGAGAGAUGCCAAACAUGCAUGAAUCAUCCAAUUGAGAUCCCCCCACCACCCCGCCACUCCUGACUUCACCAAUGCCUGAUGACUUUUUUACACAUGCUAACAGCAGCUUAUAUCAAGAGUAACAACAGGAAGUCUUACUACACAAAAAGUCAAUGUGCUCCAGUAACACCCCCUUUCUGGAUAUUUUCCGCAUACACAAAAGAAAAUCCCAAAACACCCCAUCGUGCCUCCUUGUUACCAGUGAUCUCAUGAGCAUGCAUCAAUGGCAUUACGCUUCGUUUAAUGCAGUGUUCAUUAGGUUUAAAUAACAAAGAGUAAGAGGGAGAAAUAUGUGAAACAUCACAGAUAGGUGUGGUAGGUCAGAGGACCACUGGAUGUCGCUUUGGAGGAAGAAGCAAGCCUAGUUAAAGAGCAAUGUUGCCUUGUUUUUACCAA